Messenger RNA from Laccaria bicolor S238N-H82, 759 nucleotides. RefSeq lists its product as uncharacterized. Lineage: Eukaryota; Fungi; Basidiomycota; Agaricomycetes; Agaricales; Hydnangiaceae. The record is from RefSeq and is a predicted model, not a curated record. Bases 1 to 759 code for a protein of 252 amino acids. The transcript is spliced from 7 exons.
AUGUAUCCAGUUGGACCUUCCAGUGGCCAAAAUCCUGCAGCUUCUCCAAUGGUUCACCCAGUUUCAGGCUUCUGGCAGUACGAAAACGCUACGGUCUCGACUCUCAUGGACUCACUUCUACGCAUGGCUACACAGAAUAAUCCAAACGGAUGGCUCGUGGCGGGCGCUGACGGUUUCGAACACGCCGGAAGGGAUUCUACAAGCACAUCACUGAUCCCGGCGCACCCUCACUUGAAGCUCAAGUUGACCAACUCUAGGGAACUCUGGAAUUUUAGGACGGCUACUGAAUCACCGCAUUUGGAUCAUUUCUUCCAAUGCGUGUUGAGGAACAUGAAGGGUGCAGGGGAGCCAACAUGGGACUACGAAGAUGCCUUGGGUGAUGACAUCCGUCCCUCUCGUUCGCGUCUGCCCGCGGAGAUCAGGCUUGAGAAGCACAACAAAACAGUGAUUCCCAAUUCUGAGAGAGUAUCCCAUGGAAACCCUGGCAUUCCUCCUCACUGGAAACCUGAAAUCAAGCACAACACCCUCAGCCGCACGCUGCGCCCACCCAGCAUCGAGCACAUUGAUUAUAACAGUGGAGGAAGGACUUUGCACGGCAACCACGGGAUAGUGCUUCAACGUGUUCUGGUUACACCGGCGUACUGGUUGUGUAUGAGCAAUUGUGGCCUUGCGGCACUCGCUAACGCUCAGCCGUGCCUCUGGUGCUGGUCACAGCUUGCUGGGGGCAAGCCCCCUGGACCCCCUGGUACACAUGUUUAA